Molecule: messenger RNA, 1574 nt
Organism: Exaiptasia diaphana
Lineage: Eukaryota; Metazoa; Cnidaria; Anthozoa; Actiniaria; Aiptasiidae
Exons: 3
Coding region: 816-1574 (252 amino acids)
Source: RefSeq, a predicted model, not a curated record
UAGUGAAAAUAUCACAUUCGAGGUUUCUCUCUAUAGUGGAAGUAAGAAAAAAGGUAUUUUACGACAUAAUUUGCGUUCAUAUCCAAUUAUAUGUGAAACAGAAUAUUACAUGGUCGCUUGGAGAUACGAAUUUUAUCUUCUCGUGUUGAAAAUCUUUUCAACGCUCGAAGAUAAAAUCCGYAUCUCCGUGCGSCCAUGUAAUAUCCUCUAUAUCACAAUGCAAGUCCAUUACAUACUGCAUUCGAUACGAUAUACAGUUUAAGUCCGUUAUGUAGUUUGAUCAGAAACUUAAAUAGUUGUAGUUUUCUUACACCCUACUUAUUCAAAACYACUGUUUGUCUUACUCGUUAUACCACUUUCUAAAAUUGAAACCUAGAACUAAUAACUAGAGUAUAUAGAACAGAGAAAGAAAGAUCCUGAAAGUAUCCAGGAUUCASCAUUGUAAGGAGUCAUUGCAUACAAAGUUAUCACUACUACGUUAUAUGACAUCACAAUGAUGUCAUAGAAACCUAUUGUUACGCAAAAACAAUCGUGGAGAAGUAGAGAAACCCAGACAAUCUUUUAAAGUCAAGUCUAAAAGAAUUUUCAGACUACRUCAGCUGUCGGAUUUCUAUUUUUUUAAUUUCUUUUUAACUAUUUCUAUAACUUUGAAAGGAAGAUCAUGGUCACCCUUCUACCUCCCUCUAAAUACGUCCCUGUAAUUGAACGUAGAGAAGCUCAUGCAAGCGCUCUCAGAGCGUCUAAUUAAUUUAUGUUUACAAUUGAUCAGAUUUAUUGAAUAGCAAGAGUACUAGUACUGAAGGCACUUUUCAAACAUGACUUGCUUUUCUUGGAUGUUUAUUUCUGUCUUACUACUGAGCUUCUCCGUGUCAUGGCAUGUCGUUACUGCAGCUUUAUUCCCAKACAUGGAGAGUUUGGCAUCUUACUCACCGAUUAAUAGCAGCACAACAUGUGGGACACCAGCGAUUAAAGUUUGUCGAUCGUCGAUACAAUCAAGUUCAAUAGACAAUUGCACGGAAGAUACUUGCAAAUUUGCCUGCUGCGAUUCUUGUAGCAGUUCCAAACCUARUUCAACUGAUCUGGGUAAAGUUAAACCUAGCACCGUAGUAGGAAUUACAAAUGGGCCACCAAGACCAGGAUCUGCAGAACAAUCGUUUAGUUUUGAUUCCUCGUCUGACUCUCAUAUGGAUCCCCUCAAUCUUGGACCUUCCAUAGAUUACAAGAAAUUAGGUUUUACAAUUAGUSUUUGGAUCAAGCAAAAAGAUGGCAACAAAGGAACAUUAUUUUCCAAGAUAACACCAAACUCAAACAAUUUGAAAGUUGUCUAUCAUCUGGAGAUUGAGAAUUACAAGAUUUGGUUCCAUUACCAGUAUGAACCACAAGGCAAUACAUCAACAAUUCCACUUGUUCCUCUGCAAAGUCAGAGUCAGCAUCUCAAACCCAAUGAGUGGCAUUUGAUUACAGUGACUGUAGUUAGUAAAUACCUGUCGUAUUUUAUUGAUGGGAAAUUUAUUAAAGCUGUGAUGACCUGCAUCUUUAACAUUGAGUCGGACUACCAACAUUGUAUUGGUUGA